This is a messenger RNA of Durusdinium trenchii, 3111 nucleotides long. The record is from the annotation of a GenBank genome assembly. NCBI's taxonomy places the organism in Eukaryota, Dinophyceae, Suessiales, Symbiodiniaceae.
AUGUUGCUGGAGGAGGAUCGACAGACCCUCCCGGCGGGGUGUACAUUGUGUUCAAACCACGCGCUGAGGUAUGCCCAGCUGAGAGCCUCGCAGAAGUGUUCCAUCAUGGGUUGCUACAAGCUCGGCUAUGUCACCAAGCAGGGACUACGUGUUUGUGGAGAACACGAGGAGGCCUUCCAGACGCCUCCACCACGCAGGACUUCCAGAUCUAGGUCGCGGACCAGGGAGCUUCCACCGACAGGAGAAGAAGGGGAAGAGCCCGAAGAGGGUGAAGGUGAUGCUGGACUUCGUCGACGAGUUCGUCCACGUGGGGUCAGCUACGACGUGGAGGAGGCGGAGAAUACGCUGAAGGAGGUGAGAGCAGAAGAGGAUCGGACGGCUACGCGGCGCAGGACUACGGCUUCCCCUGGGCAUACACCAAAAUCUUCCGUGCAACGCAACCUGGCUAGGCUUGGCAUGAUCAACUCGCCAGACCGGAAAGGGUUGGCUUCGAUCUUGGAGGAGUUCAUGGAGCAGUUGGUGGAUGGGAAGACUUUGGGCUUGGAGGAAGAGGAUAUUCGCAAGCAGAUGGCCGCACAGUAUGGCAUGACCCUGGUCGACCUCACCAAGCAGCUGUUCGAGCAGGCCACGGAAGAGCAACGGAAGGGGACUAAAGGGCUGACCAAGUUCCUGGCCAAGUGGCGGAAGCAGGCAGCAGCUCGAGAAAGCUCCAGCUCUGACAGCUGGUGUGUGGUCGCCCCAAAUCAGUCCCCGGGGGCAUCUACGGUACCUCGAUGUGAAGCCACUACCCCGGAGAGUGUAAAGGAAGAGGCGCCGCGAUCUCGAAAGCCUCCAGGAUUGGUCACUUUAGCACCGCCUGGGAUCUACGACCCCGAUCGGAAGGCCGGAACCGGUGAAGACCAGCAGCCACAGUCCGAGAUGGUGGGCAUCGCCAAAGCAAUCCAGCAGCAAACAACUGAAUUGGCCUCGUUGGUGAAAGCGCAACAGGAGAGCACCAUGGCUCCAGGCAGGAGCCUCCACAAGUUGCGCAAUGCAGGCUUCAGACAAAAGGUCACCACGAGGCUUGCUGUCGGACUGGCUGGGCCACACUGGGGGACGCGAGAGAAGUAUGCGUUGUCAGCGGCUGACUUCACCCCGAGCACCGACGCGGAGUUGGACCAGUUCGCCAUCGAGAGCCGUACCGGGAAGGUGUUGACUGAGCAGAGACCAGCGGCCCCUACCCGGUAUGAAGACUGGAUUAGCCGAGUCAGGAGACAAAAUGACAUUUGGGCUCUCGUAUAUGGAGCCGAAUGGAAGAAUGUGAAGGAUCAUGCCGCAAAUCUCUUGAGCGAGUGGCAUCUUGGUGCUCCACACCGUUGGCCGUUACAGGUGCUAUGCGACGUGUGGGAAGAACUGCACUGGCGUUUCAUCGAGGAGCUCAAGGAGGAGUUGCGUAAGACCAAGAAGUUGGCCGGGCGAGAAUCCAUGACCCUGCAGGACCUCAAGUUCUAUGCGCUCAUGCCAAAUGAACAAGGAGAACCCCGUCUGCAGUUGCCGCGCACUUUUGACCUCAAAAACCCGGAUGGGUGGUUCAUGACCGAGGUUCUUCCCCGUAUCGAGCGUCGACAAGAAAGGAUGCUAUGGAAGAUGACCUGGGAAGGGGCAGGAAAAAAUCGCAGCCAAGGGCAGUCUGCUGGUGGGGACGGUGGAGCAACAAAGGGGGAGAAGACCGGGUUGAGCCUCAAGAACCUCUUUGGCCCCAAGCUCACGCCGGAGGAGACCAACAAGGCGAAGGACCGGGCACCCACCAACAAGGACGGAAAGCUGUUGCGCUGGGGUUUCCUCACUCACCUGGGCUGCAACCAGACCAACUGCCAGCGGGCCCACGAGCAGCUGAGGGGCACCUUCGAGGCGUUGGAUCCUUCAGUGCAGAUGCAGCUUCUACGACGUGGAGGCCUCAAGAGGAUGCGACCGGAGACCAGGGACAGCGUGGUGGAGAAGAUCAAGGCCUUAAGGAACCAAGUCAGCCAGGACAGGACGAGUAAGGUUCAGGAUGGCAAGGAUCGACGACGAGCUGGCCAAGAGGGAGAGCGAGAAAACCAAGAGUCAAGCCCUGAGAAGGCAGGAGGUCAUCGAGUCCAUUGGGAGGCCCCGGAGGAGAUGCGGAACGUGGACCUCACCGCCCAGGAGCAGGAGUUCGCGGAGUUGGUCAAAGGGCCAGAUGAGAGCAUCUUUCAACAUGUGGAGCGCGAAGCACUACCACAUCCAGGCCGCGGGGGUGAAUCAGGACCAUGGGAGGCGCAGGAGCUCAUCCGGAAAGCUCAGCAGCUAGCGGAUGGGCCUGUCCUGGGAGCUCUGAAGGAAGCCUCGGAUGACCUCUAUGCAUGGGCGGCCACGAGGGUCGCAAAUGAUCCGGCUGUGGGGCUUCAGGAGCUUCUCGAGGAAAUGAACCAGUUUGGCCUUGGAGAACUAGCCGCGGAGGCGGCCGCCAUCUUGGACAAGCAGGAUGGGGGAGAGAAAGCAGGCCAUGCAGGACGGUGUCAGGUCGGUGAGUCAACGUGGGACUCCAGUGGUGUUGGCAGGGCUCUAGUCCAUGUGGACGGCACAGCGUGGUCUAUGUGGGACUUCGGUGAGAUGGUGGAGAUGACGGAGGAGCUGGCUGGGCUGCUGGGGGUCUUGGAGGCAGAACCGGAGAAAAGGCAGUGUGUUACCAAAGUGCUGGCGGCUGGAUCGCUGUGGUCACGGACCUCGAGGGUACCAUCCAUGGAGGAGGUCGAGAUCACAGCUAAACAGUUCCGUUUGGAGCAGGCCCGGUUGGCGACCGAUGCAGAAGGGGUCAUGGGACAUCCUGAAGCCAAGGUUGCCCCAGUGGAGCAUGAGCUGCGCAUGUACUCCCAUGACAUCCUAAAAGCCCACCACGACAAGGAUUAUAGGGCUCUGGCAGUUUUUCCCUUGAACGAUCUGGACCACCUCAGGUUGGUAGUGCUCAGAGUCGACUACAAAGGAGAUCUCCUGGUCGAGACGGUCACAGGAAGCCAAUGGACGGAGCAACAGCCAGACGUGUGGGCGUUGAUCUGUCGCGGACACAUGACGCGCUCGUUCCUCCGGAUCCCGCAGAGGCCAGGAAGCUGA